GAGAUCGUCAAUUCCUCCAAGCCGUCAAAAUCUACUUUAAAUGUUGAGUCCUGAGACCAAGGAAUGAAGAACAAGGGCCAACCUUUUCUGACGAAGAAUCGUUCGAUGACCUGGCAGACGCGUUUGAAUCGUCAUACAACUUUCGAUUCGAAGAACCGUAAGUACACGCAGUCUUCACUGUGUUAAUGAUUCCGCCCGUGUCUGGCCACCACUUACGAAUUGAUCGAACACCGGUUAUAAAUCAGCGAUGGUGCUCUCAUCCCCUCCCACCCUCGCAACGUCCCUUCCGUUCGGCGGGAGUCCACCACCCGCCAGGAAGCCCGGCAACGAAAGAAAGAAAGAAAGGAUGCCGAGAAAAAGGAGAUGAUCACUGCAAGGAAGGAAGAGAUCAGGCGUGAACGCGAUGGAAUCGAAAAACGUCUUGCACACGAGCUAGCUGAGGAGCCUGGACACGAGGAGGAAAAUAUUGGAGAACAAAAGAAAUUGAAGCAGGAGGGGAAGAAGGGCGAACUAGCCCGUCUCAAAGACCUUCAGACUAAGGACCUCCUGCGCAAGUUGGAACAGGUAAGUGCAGAAGGUGGAUUGAAAGGUGUCGACAAAGAGGCUCUCGUGGGGCUUGACCUUGACGCGCCUUGGGACCCAGAAAAGCAUGACAAGCAGAUGGCCGCCCUAUAUGCUACAGACGAUUUUGACAAUGACGCGGACGUGGAGAAGCCGACAUGGGAUGACGACAUCGACACCGAUGAUAUUAUUCCACCAACUGGCACGAUGUCGAAAGAGGAGCUGAAGAAGAUUAAGAAGAGAGAGAAAAAGAAAGCGAAGAGGAAAAGAGGUGAUUCUGACGAAGAGGAUGGGGUCGAUAUAGAUGCCAUGGACGUGGAUGCCGACGGAGGCGAUUGGGAGGAGGCAGACGGAGAAGAGUGGGACGGUACUGAAGAAAUGCGGAAGCGCAAAAUGGAUCAAUAUAUGGAGGAAGUCGUGAAUCGCCUAGGGUUCAAUGACAUUACGGCCCACAUACCCACACGUUUUCACUACAUACAAACAGCCGCAGAUGAUUAUGGCCUGUUGCCAGCCGAGAUCCUUCUCGCCAAGGAUGCGGAACUUAAUUCGUACGUCGGCCUUAAGAAGAUGGCACCAUACCGGCGCACAGGAGCGUCAGGAAAGGGCAAGGAUUGGGAUCCGAAGCGUAAUGAGCGUCUUAAGGAGUUCCGGCAGACGUUGCAGGCACGCAUUGGCAGUGGAUAUUCAGGGGGUUGGUCCAUUGGCGCGGAUGGAAGACGGACAGGGGACGGAGCUGAAAAUGGAAAGAAGAAACGGCUUGGAAAGAAAGAAAGGGCCAAAUUGAAAGAUGAGGCAGGGGACAAAACAGCUGCGCACGGUGGAGCAGAGCAGCCCCUCGGUGAACCCAUGGAUGGACCAUCCAAGAAGUGGGAAUAUGAAGACCAAGCUCCAAGUAUCUCUGAAGAGAACAGAGCACCUCAGAAAAAGCGUCGUCGACAUCGCAAGAAGGCGACCUCGAAUAGCGAUCGCCCGACAUAGUAUAUAAGCCCCUAUCUUUGUGUACAUACAAAUACAAACACCCGUCCUUCCUAAUUUGGGCAUGC
This is a messenger RNA of Pisolithus orientalis, 1604 nucleotides long. RefSeq names its product KRI1-like family C-terminal-domain-containing protein. The record is from RefSeq and is a predicted model, not a curated record. The coding region runs from base 364 to 1539 and encodes 391 amino acids. Gene Ontology annotation, biological process: endonucleolytic cleavage in ITS1 to separate SSU-rRNA from 5.8S rRNA and LSU-rRNA from tricistronic rRNA transcript (SSU-rRNA, 5.8S rRNA, LSU-rRNA). NCBI's taxonomy places the organism in Eukaryota, Fungi, Basidiomycota, Agaricomycetes, Boletales, Pisolithaceae. Gene Ontology annotation, cellular component: nucleolus; 90S preribosome. The transcript has 3 exons.